AUGAAAUUUUCAUCAGUCUUAGCCUUCACAUUCUCAUUAGGUGUUACCUUAGCAGCUGGUCCAAUCAACAUUUAUGUUACCAAAUACAACACCAUUGAAGUUGUUGAAACUGCCACCACCACUGUUACUCAAAAUUCCUCACAACUAUUAGAAUUUGGUAUACAAAUGAACAAGCUGGAAUUUGAAUCACCAAUAAUUGAUUGCCUUCAACAUUUGGUUAGAUAUUGGAUUGCCGCCACAUAG
Molecule: messenger RNA, 243 nt
Organism: Hansenula anomala
Lineage: Eukaryota; Fungi; Ascomycota; Saccharomycetes; Phaffomycetales; Wickerhamomycetaceae
Exons: 2
Coding region: 1-243 (80 amino acids)
Source: RefSeq, a predicted model, not a curated record